This is a messenger RNA of Fragaria vesca subsp. vesca, 1792 nucleotides long. Its product is annotated as red chlorophyll catabolite reductase, chloroplastic-like. Lineage: Eukaryota; Viridiplantae; Streptophyta; Magnoliopsida; Rosales; Rosaceae. The record is from RefSeq and is a predicted model, not a curated record. Gene Ontology annotation, biological process: chlorophyll catabolic process. Gene Ontology annotation, molecular function: red chlorophyll catabolite reductase activity. Gene Ontology annotation, cellular component: chloroplast. Bases 627 to 1544 code for a protein of 305 amino acids. The transcript has 2 exons.
UAAGAGUAAUUAGAGAUUAUGCAUAUUCUACUCUUAACACAUUGAUAUGACCACAAUUCACCAUGAAAUUCAUAGAAAAUAGCCUCCAAAAUAUACAUAAAUUUAGCAAAUUGUGUGUUCACAUCGGAGAGCAACAAAUGAGUUGUACAACAGUAAACCCACUAGCCUAUUCUCACUUUUCUCAGCAACCAAACACCAAGAAAGCAAAAAAGAAGCCAAAUAGGGUAUAAGAUCAUUGUUCAGAGAAAUCCACUAGUAUGAUUGUAUGGAAGUCUUGAUUGUUGCUUUUUUGUUGAUGAAACAAAGACUUACAGGCUUAGAGGGCUCGAGAAUGGAGGCCAUUCUGAUCGGCUCUUCGAGAAGCAAGUGAUUCGAAUGCAUUUUGGGUCUGCAACUCAACUCAACUCAACUACUGUAACUCUGUGUGAGUGCGAGUGAUCAAAGACAGCCAGCGAGUCGGAUUGGUUUGGUAACCACCUAUUAAUAAUUAUAUAAACCUGCGAGUAAAGUCCACGCGGCAGUUGAGGGAGAAGAUUGGGAUAAAAUCAAAACGGUGCGUUUCCAAGCGUGAUAAAUAUCUUCCGAGACUGUUGGUUUAGUCACCGAUUGACUGGUGCUAAAAACGAAUGGCUGUUCUCUUCCGCCACAUUUUCCAGUCUCCACCGUCAGCUCUGCCUUCUUCAAGGCCACUCUUCCUCUGCUCCUCCUCAUCAGCAUCGUCCUCCAUGGACCCGCACCCAUCAAAGUUCAUGGAGUUUCCCUACGUCUCAACUCCCCACAAGAACCUCAUGGUUCAUCUUGUGUCCACUGUCGAGACCCGCCUCGCCUCCCAUCUCCUCCCUUCCACUCUCCCACCCGACGUCCAAUACUACCACAACGACACCUCCACUAACCAUGCAGCUCUUCACAUCCGAUCCGCCCUCCCCUCCUCCCCUAUUGAUUUCAUACUAGGAAGUUGGAUUCACUGUCAGCUACCAACAGGUGGAGCAUUGAACAUUACAAGCUUUUCAUCCUAUCUCAACCCAUCAACAGAUGCACCCAAUUUCCUACUCGAGUUGAUCCAAAGCAGUCCCACUUCACUAGUCCUCAUCCUCGACUUGCCUCCUCGAAAAGACCUUGUUCUCCACCCGGACUACCUCAAAACGUUUUAUGAGGACACGAAGCUGGACACCUCAAGGCAGAAGCUCGAGAAACUAGCUGAGGUGAAGCCUUACUUCUCCUCAUCGCUCUACAUCCGCAGCGUCGUGUCUCCUACCGCAAUUUUGGUCCGUGUAGAUGCAGUAGAGGGAGGGCUAAGCUUAGAGGAGAUCAUAGAGAACCAUGUCGGUCCGGUUGCAGAGGAAGUGUUGGGCAUUUGGUUGGAACAAUGCGCGUUUGGCAAGAGAGAAGUAGGGGAGAAUGAGAGAGCUGAACUAAAGAAGAGGGAUGAUUUGGUCAAGAAAAAGACUAUUGAGAUUGAUUUGGGAUCGAAUUUUCCUAGAUUGUUUGGACCUGAUGCUGCAGAUCGAGUAUUGGGAGCAAUUCGUCAAGCUUAUAGGGUAUGAACAUAUGAUGUACGUGUUAAUUGGAUCUCUGUUAAAUAUUUACACUACUUAUAUCAGUCAAUAAUGAUCAAAUGAUUCAAUUGGAGUUGGGAGUUUGACUGAUUUGUUUUGUAUAAAUACAUAUUAGUAGAAAAGGGAAAACUGCAUUCUAUGUUAAGUUGUUAAAACUAUCAUUCUUACAAUGAUGUUAAACAGCAUAGUGGAGUUGUGUUUGAAGUGCAUCUCAUAUACUUGUUGAUGUCAUCUUU